AUGGCAGAUGUUAGGAGGAGAAAAGCCACCGCCCAAGAACUAGAACAGGGUCAGGAGGAGAUCAGGUUGGCUGAUGCAAGGUUUCGUAAGGAGGCUGUAGAGAGAGGUGAAAAGGCACUAGAGGAUGGACCCGAAAAAGGGACUAGUGAAGAAGCUGAGGCUAUGAUGUCCCCACCCAUUGAGGAUAAGAGGGAUAGUAACCCUAAGGGUACCCCAGCCAGAAGUCCAGACGAGGGUUCAGCCAGCAAGCCACUGCAGCCGCCCACUGAUCCGCCACCUCAACCACCUGAGCUGGGUAACGGUGACACCUCCUACGGCAUGCGCGACCAGAAGAUGAAUGAAAAUGUGGAAUCAGGGUCUUUGACUGCGGAACGACCUCUGAGGAGCGAGAUGGCAACUCCUGGAGGACCGAUGUCAGAGGCUGCAACUCCAGGAGGGUUUUUGGGUCCACAAGUUCCGUUGUUUUCAGAAGAGCAGUUGCGGAAUUUUGCAUUCAUUCAUAGCCAAGCACCAUGGCUGUACGGAAACCCACAGUCCAUUUUCACUGGUUCUGUUCCGCGUCCUACGUUUUUGGAUGUUGACGCCCCAAGAGUUGCGCAGAGUCAGAUGGAAAGAGAUGUGGAAUUUUUGAAGUCUCAGAUUGCUAGGGACAGAGAUGAAAAGGAGGAAUUCAGAAAACAGAUCCAGUCGUUGACAGCAGAGAAUCAACGGUUGAGGUCCAAGGCGAAUGGUGAUGAGAAAGUUUCCAAAGAAGAAGAACUUAGGUUUUCUACUCCUGAGGAACAGACUUCGAAGCCGAACUCAGGUCAUCCGGAGGACGAUCAAGACUGGCUGAGGCGACGAAGCACUGAGAAGACCGAAAGUUCCAAGGAGGCUGGCAGACCACCAUUCCUCCCUGAGGCUGCAGAGUUCAAGGAGGCUGCAGACUUUAAGACCCCCAAGGAGGCUGAAAGACCCCCAAAAGGGAGAACUGAGGAUUCAGAAGAAGGUGCGCAGAAGCCGAGCUCUGGUCGAAGUGUGCCCCAGUCCGGUGAAGCCACGUUCACCGAAAAAUCCAUUGAGUUCAUGAUGAUCAUGAUGGAAACCAUGAAGGACUUGCAGAAGAAGGUCAGUGAGUCGAAGGAGGAAUCAGGGAUGGUUAGGGGCGUCGAGAUUGUGAGAACCGGCGUUCCUGAUCUGCCAACUCUACAACCCUGGACUCCGAGUCAAGGACCUUUACAACUUGGAGAUUGGCUGCUGACAGUGGAGCCAAUUGCAGCUGAUUUGUCAGCCACAUCGGAGAAGUGGUGGGCAUUGAUGGUGAAGUCGGCGGAGGACUGGUAUCAAAGACAUAUGGCCAUGUCUCCAUUGGACAGAGUUCAACACGAUGUCAGACCACCGCAAGAGGUGAACUUGGAGAAAUGGUCGAGAUUGGAGCGACGGAUGGCAUCACUUCUUCUUCAAGCAGUUCCCGAAGUGGUGAAGGAGGAGCUGAUUUCGGCCAGAAGAUCGAGCGUUUUUGGGAUUCUGACGCAGCUGUUGCUGACCUACUGCCCGGGCGGUGUGCUGGAGAAGCAAACAUUGCUCCGCGGUUUGGAGGAUCCUAUGGAAGUUGCAACGAUGGCCGAAGCUCCUUCAGCGAUCAGAAGAUGGCUUCGCUGGAAGUUGCGGUCUCAGGAGAUAGGUGCUGUGACUCCGGACCCUGCACUCCUUCUCAAGGGUCUGAACAAACUUACCCGCAAGGUGCUGGAGUCCAACAAAGAACUUCAAUUUCGGGUUAGAUUGGCCCGAAAUUCCCUUGGAGUGGACACAAGACCUACCGACAUCACCGUCAAUCAGUUUGCAACACAUCUCUUGGCGGAGGUUGAGCAGGUUUCCUUAGCAGAAAAAAGAGCUGCUUCCGUGGGGACGAAGGGCGAUGUGAAGCUCAAGGCCAUGGAGGUGGACAAAGGGAAAGGUAAGGGUAAAGACAGGCUGGAGGGUGAUGAGAAGCAGAAGCCCAAAUGCAAGUUUUACCUCACCGAUGGAGGAUGUCGGAAAGGAAAAGAAUGUGGAUUUAGCCAUGAUGUGAGAGAUGAGAAGAGGCGUCGCUACACAUGCGGCAGCGUGGAUCACUUGUCUCCUUCCUGCACCAGAUCGAGGGGCCCAUCAUCUGAGACGAGCCCUACCAAACCCAGAGUGGCAAAGGUCGAGGGGGAGGACAAGGGAUCGUCAGGAAAGGAUCCUGAAGUUAGCAGCCAAGCUAGCUCAGACAGUGCAUUGAAAGAUCUUUUGGAGGAGGCGAACAAGAUGCUGAGGUCUUUGUCGUCAAAACCAUCUUCAAGCCAAGCGUCUUCUGGGGGAAGCACUCAGGAGGAUGAACGCAAAGAUGUGAUGGAAAGGCUUCAGCAACAGUUGAAGGCUAUGAAAGCUUUCAAGAUGAGGAGAUUGGCCACAGGAGCUGAUGUGGGAUUGGUUGAUUCAGGGGCGACUCAUGCACUUCGCCCUUGCAGAGAUGGUGAGAAUGUCCAGGAGUAUCCACUGGUUGAUGUUGGCCUAGCGGAUGGAAGAGCUGUGAGGCUACGCAUGGCGCCUGGAGGAUCAAUGAUUGCCCCUUCGCCGGCGAUUGAGCCGAUUGUGCCGAUGGGACAGCUGACGGAGGUGCUGGGGUGCCAGAUUGUUUGGAGUCAUGGAGAAAUGCAGUUGAGGCAUCCAGAAAAAGGGGACAUUCCAAUUCAGAUGAAGGAGGGAUGCCCACAUCUUGCAAAGUCUACAGCAUUGGAUUUGAUUGCGGAGAUUGAAGAUGCGAAGGUUGGUAUACCAAAGACCCUUGGUGAAUACGAUGAGGAGGUGUGCUGGAUGAAAAGAUUGGUGGAACAACACCCAGUGCUGUCGUCUCUCCCAGAGUACAUCAAGGAGAAACUUGUGGUCUGUCCAGGAGAGUGGUCUGCCCUUCCUGGAAAUCGUCAUCAGCGGAAAAGGUGGCGACGGGAUGGGAUGAUGGUUCAUUUGUUUGCUGGACCUGAUUCUGGUUUUACUUUGAAGAAGGCACUACGUCAGCUGGGUGGACCUGAUGACAAGCUGCUGGAGGUGGAUUUGAAGAGAGGUUCACACCACGAUGUUAUGACAGAUGAGGGUGUCUAUGCUGGCCUGAUUCGAGCCGCGAUUGAGUCCAAGGUUUUGGCCGUGGUGGCUGGUCCAAAUUGCAGGACACGCAGCCUACUUCGUCAUGUUCCAAUUCCGGGGCAGCCCAACGCACCUCGCCCAAUCAGGAGAUGGGGUGGAGAAGAGUUUGGGGUGAAAGAGGCCACGGAGGAGGAGAUUCAGAAGUUGCAUGAGGAUGAUAUCAUGAUGUGGCGAUGCAUUUUUCUUUUCAUGCUGUCAACUUACAUGAGAAGGGCGAGAAAGUUGGAUGAUUGGGUGGCGUUUGGACUUGAACAACCAGCGUCGCCAAGGGACUAUAUGCCAGAGGUUGUCAGUUUCUGGGACACCCAGGAGUGGAAGGCGAUUGCGAGCGAGUUUGCCUUGGAAGAGAUCACUUUCAAGCAGGGCGCUAUGGGAGGAGCUUCUCCGAAACCUACAACGUUUGGUGGAAACUUGGAGCUGAACGUGGAUGUCUUCCAAAGAAGGAGUUUUGGGAGCCCUGUCAAGGUCUCGAGCUCAACUGAUUUGUCAAGGUGGGCUCCGGGAGUGAUGUCUAUGGUGUCUUCAGCGCUGAUUCAACAGGUAUGUCAGUCUGGCAUGAAACUGAAGUCCUUGACAUGGGAGGAACAUUUGGAGUUCAGACACGCUCCUUACCGACGUGUGCUGUCAAUAGACACUGCUGGUCCACUGAAGCCAGCCUAUGACUCCGGUGGAGCUAUGGCACGGUAUUUCCUUGUGGGUGCUUUGACAUGGAGGGUGCCUAGAGGAACAGACAAGCUGAAGGAUCCACCAGAAGAGGAUCUCCCAGAUGACGCUCCAAUGAUUGAAGCAGAAGGAGAAGAUGGUGAAGUUCAUGAUGAGGUUCAGGAUGAAGUUCCACCGGAUGAGGACGGGUCGGGGAGAGGAGCCCUGGUCCAGCUCUCCGGCGAAGCGCCGGGUGAUGAGAGGAGCCACCCUGGUGAAGGAGCAGAGCCAGCUGAGCCGCUCCAGACCCAUGGCCCUCCGACGUUGGAGGAAGCCACCGAAUUGCGAGUCUUUCGCAUGGCCUUGCCGAUGAAAUCAAAGAAGGCAAGAGAAGUUGUGGCCACGGUGAUGGAGUUUGUCUUGCGUUUGAGGUCAGAGGGGUAUCACAUUGGGAGGAUCCACUCAGACCAGGGCCACGAGUUUGCGGGUGAGUUCAGGAGGUGGGCAUUGCAGCGUGGAAUCUACCUGACGAGAACGGCAGGUGAUGAUCCUCGUGGAAAUGGAAGAGCGGAGGUUGCUGUGAAGGCCUUCAAGAAUUACAUCAGACGGACGUUGAGACAGGCGUCGGUAGAUGCGAAAUGGUGGCCCUGGGCACUACGAUACUCCAACGAGGUCCAAAGGUGCAUUCGAAUGGGAACGAAGCCGGAUUGGCCUAGAUUCCUUCAAGAAGUGAGGGUGAGGAAAAGAACAUGGAAGAAGGACGAUUUGUCGUCACGUGUGGAGACAGUGCAGUAUCUCUGCCCUUCCAUUGAAAAUCAUGGCCAUUGGAUCUACAAGUCUGGUGAAGCUCCAAGGCUGACGAGGUACAUCCUGGCGCCAACGACAGAGCCUGAGGAUGACACGGUUUGGGUUGCAGUUGAACGUGAGGGCCGAGAUGCUCAGGAGCAGAGGAGGAGGAUCAGAGGUAAGUCCACCUUGAGAAAGAUGGAAGCUUCCUUGAUGAGUUCCGAAGAAGUUGAAGAAGAGGAAAAGAAGAUUGAAGUGCGAAGGGUGAUGAAGUUGGUUGAGGAGGAAAUGCAGACUCUCAUCAACGAGGACCCUGAGAUUGCAGCAGACGAGGAGGUUCUUCGAAACUGGAGUGAAUGGGAACCUUCCAUCAGAAGUGAGGUGGAAUCUUUGACGGUGGAGAAGUCAGCACUGAAGCCGUUGACGAAGGCAGCAGUUGAGGAGCUGAAGCUUCAAGCACAGAAAGAGAGGAAGAAGUUGGAAAUCUUGCCCUCCAAGAUGGUGUUUACGAUCAAGCCAGGUGGGAAGUUGAAGAGCAGGUGGGUUGUCUGUGGGAACCAUGAAGAGAAAAAGGAGGGGGAAGAGACCUACUCCACAGGCGCAGACGCGACCACUUUGCGUCUUUUGGUUUGGACGUCAACAAAGAUGGGUUGGUGUGGAUGCGUGCUUGAUGUGCGCACAGCGUUUUUGAAUGCUGAAAUGGAGCAGUCGCCUGAGGAGGAUUUGCUGCUGAUUCAGGCUCCACAUGUUUUGAGAGAGGCCAAGUUUUUCAAAGGAGAGGCACUUUUUCUGCCGUUGAGGGCGGUUUACGGGUUCCGAAGAUCUCCAAGAUUGUGGGGACUACACCGUGACCGAACCAUGAGAGACAUGAAGAUUUCGGUUGUGUUGGAUGGCAGAAAAGAGAUGCUGGUCUUGAAACAGUUGGAGUCGGAGCAGAAUCUUUGGAAGGUGGUUGUUUUGAGAAAGGGCUUUCAAGAAGAUUUGGAGGAUGAGUUUGUCUCCAAUGGCCGGGUGGUUGGACUGGUCAUGACGUAUGUGGAUGACAUCCUGAUCACCGGCAGGAGGGAGGUCAUGGAGUCAGUGACACAGCAGCUCCAACAGACCUGGAGCACCUCAGUUCCAGAAGAGAUCGGAGAAAAGCCAGUCAGAUUCCUGGGCAUUGAGAUCACCCGUUGUUUGGCAGAGGGGGAGGAGAGAAUGCAUUGGAGUCUGAAUCAACAGGCUUACAUCAGAGAUCUUCUUGGAAGGUAUGAGGAUGGAGAGAAGGUGAGAAAGAUUCCCAUCACAAGGGAUCAAGCUGCCAUGAGUCAGGACGUGACCCCACCGACACCAGAAGGGGUCAAGUCAUGUCAGAAGGUCAUUGGAGAGCUGCUCUGGUUAGUCACUCGUACACGACCAGACCUGAUGUUUGGAGUUUCAAGAACGGGCGCGAGUGUUCUCAAGUCCACUCAUGCCAUACAAGAGACAGCCAAGCAGAUACUCAAGCUUUGCCCGGAGUCAGAUGAGUCGCAUGGGUCUUUCAUUGUUUUGGCCAAUGGAAGUUCAAUGUUUUGGAGAAGUGGCCGCCAAUCUGCGGUGACCUUGAGCACGGCAGAGUCGGAGCUCACGGAAUUGGUGGAGGCGAUGGUGGCGGGCGAGUCAGUCUAUGCCAUCAUCUCGGAGUUGUUUGCCGAGGUCAACCGCAUCGCACUUUGCGAUUCUCAAGCUGCUUUGGCGAUCCUUUUGGCAGAAGGAGGGAGCUGGCGCACCAGACAUUUGCGCCUGCGUUGGUCAUUUGCGAGGCAGGCAGUCUUGAGGGGUGAUUGGCAGGUUGGUCAUGUGCCUGGAGAGCGCAUGAUAGCAGACAUCGGAACCAAAGCUCUGGCAUCGACGCGACUGGAGCUUCUCAAAGAAAUGCUCGGCAUGAAAAAGACUGGGCAUGUGGAAGUUGAGGAUGCAGGAAAGAAUGAAGAGAAGGGGAAGAAGAUCCCUUCACAGCCACAGGGACCAGAAGUUGCCACUUUGGCUUUGCGGCUGAUCACUUUAGCAGCCACUUUGCAGAUGUCAAAAGCCAUGGAUGAUGAAGAGGAAGAAUCUUCAGCCGAAUUCAAUCAGCUGAUGAUGAUCUACACCAUUUUGGUUGUGAUGGCCACCUUGGGUCUUCAAGCUUUGUGGAAGGUAGGAGUAAGCUCAGCCUGCAGUAGCUUGAGGAAUUGGUUGCUUGGCGGCGAGGGCCGAAGUCUCCCUGCGGAGCCUGAAGAACCUGAGGUCAGAAGGCCAAACAUGGAGGAGUUGAUGACAUCAAUGGGCCGCGCUGAGGACGGGUCGGGGAGAGGAGCCCUGGUCAUGGUGUGA
Messenger RNA from Cladocopium goreaui, 6906 nucleotides. The record is from the annotation of a GenBank genome assembly. NCBI's taxonomy places the organism in Eukaryota, Dinophyceae, Suessiales, Symbiodiniaceae.